AUGUUCAGUUCCGUUCUACCUCGGCCAGAAAAUGCCGAAUAUAAUACCUCUUUGAGGCAAAGAUUCAAAAGUCUUAAAAACGAAAUCAAGCAAAAGCAGCCUGCUCAAGUAGCUGGACCUAUAGAGAGAAUGCAUUUGACCAGGAGGAACGAUGCUCCUGAAGGCACUGUCACCGAAUUACUUUUGAACCCUGAUGGCUCCAUCAACUACAGCUCAACACUUGCAUCUCAAUAUUCUAGUUCCACUAGAGAAGUUCAAGCGUCUUAUGAGGAUUCUGUACCUCUCAAACUUAAGUUCCCUCAUCUAAAGCAUCAUUUUCCACGAUAUGAUCUUGAAAGUUGUCCUGAUGAAUCAUUGAAAAACUGCGUCGAAGACACAAGAAGCGCUAUCACAAAGAUUUUGAACUCAAAGUUGGGGGUUAAAGACAAUAAAGACGAUCGAAACAAUAAAGUGUCAUAUAUAAAAUAUUCUACCAAUGAUAUAUUACAUGAUAAUGAAUCUGAUACCUCUAGAGAGAAACUCGUUGAAGUUAGGAACUAUCAAGAAGAUCCCAUGCUACCACCUAAAUUUAAAUUAAGAAAGAAUAGACAUAGGCCUCCUUCCCCACCCCCUCCAAUAUUGAAGCAAAAUGAGAGCGAAACUAAGUUAACGAAAGAGGAAAGAGAAAAAUGGAAGAUCCCUUCUGCCGUUUCUAAUUGGAAAAAUAACCAAGGUUUUACAAUAUCUUUGGAUAAAAGAUUCAGUGCUACCGGUAGUGGAUUAGGACCAGAUGAGGCAAAGCUAAAUGUUCAAAAAUUUGGCGACUUAUCUCAAGCAUUAGAGUCAGCAGAUAACCAAGCUCGAGAGGAGAUAAAAAUUCGAAAUGAAAUGAGAAGAGACUUGGCUUUAAAAGAGCAAAGGGAAAAGGAGAUUAAGAUGAAGGAGUUAGCUGAGCUCACGAGAAGUGAGCGAUACGGCAAAAGAAAAGAAACAUCAAAUGACCAUGCGGUCAAAAGGUUAAAAAAUUAG
Molecule: messenger RNA, 1008 nt
Organism: Priceomyces carsonii
Lineage: Eukaryota; Fungi; Ascomycota; Pichiomycetes; Serinales; Debaryomycetaceae
Gene: PRP45
Product: mRNA splicing protein
Exons: 1
Coding region: 1-1008 (335 amino acids)
Biological process (GO): mRNA splicing, via spliceosome
Cellular component (GO): spliceosomal complex
Source: RefSeq, a predicted model, not a curated record